ACCUGGAACCAGGGAGGGAUCAGGAGUCCAGGACCUCCCCUCCUGGUCCCUCCAUAUAAAGCUCAGGCCUGCUGAAGCCGGACCACCCUGACAAGAUGCCCUCCUCCUCCUCUUCCUCCUCCUCCUCUUCCUCCCACCCUACCAGGCUGCUCACUCUCAAGGUAAAGGUUCCUGGUCAGGGUACGGUCCUCGGCCUCGGGGGAAGGGAAUCGUUGACCGAUGCUGUAAAUCCUCCGGCUGUGAGCUUCAGUUCCUGGAGAUGUACUGCGCCAAACCCAAAACCAAGAUGAUGACAACAACAACAGCAGCAACAACAACAACACACCCCACCACGAGCACAGACCUGUUCCAGGCGGUGUUUCAGAAGAGACUCCUGGAGACCCUCGGAGCGCCCGACAGUCCCAGGAGAGACGCCUACAGGAAGAAAACACCGCCGUCAUCGUCGUUUCCACAGAGAGCUUCCUCGCCACGCAGGAGGACAAAGACGCAGCUCACAACCGGCCCGCCCACUUCGGUCUCCGUCAGCCCCCUCUGAGGUUUUCAGUCCACCAAGAUGUUGUCCUCACUGGGGGGCAGGGACACUGCUGUUUCCUGGGUUUCUCCUGAACAUUUGACUUACUUUCAUCUGGUGAAACAAAUCCUUGUUUUUCAGGCAAAGAGAAUUUACCGGCUGCAGUCAAUCAUGAUCACUAACAGGAAGUUGAGCACGAGCACUUCCUGUGUGCGAUGAGUGAAACUCUGAGUGUGAUCUCGCUGCUCAUCUUCUUUCAGAACUUUCUGUUUGACUCAAACUUUAUUUUUUUCUUCACGUUAUCUUUGUAACUGUUUUUAUUAAAAUGUUUUUACUUAUUUAUUUGUCAGUAAAGAGAAUAAAUUUGAUAAUUUUAUAACUUUUUGUUUGUUUUUGUUUUUUUGUCUUUGAACCAUUUACCUGUUAGGAGCUCUGAGUUCGUCAGGACCGUCUGAAAAUUUACAGAUUAGUCAGAAAAUAUAUUUAAUUAUUUAAGGAAUGAUUUCUCUGCUCCGCAGGGAACAAAACUCAAAUUCAUGACAAAAGAUUUUUAUUUUUCACGUUUUAAACAGAAAAAAAAAAACGAUGCUGAGUUUUCUGCUCCGAGAUAAAACAACCUUGAGCAAAGUUUAUUGUGUAAUAAUUCAUCGGUUCGAUAAACUUUAAAAUCUGUUUUCUGCCGGAGAAACGAGAUAAAAUAAAAUAUUUUCUGUAGCUUCAAAAGUUUAUCUUCACACAAUCGCCUCGUUCAGGAUUUCCUCUUUAUUGAUUAAACUGUGGGGAAAAUAAAAACACUCAGACCUGAACGUUUAGACAGUUUUAAAUGUUUAAAUUUAUAAGUUCAAAAUCUGUCCUGUGGUACAAGAUAUUUUACUAACAGACAAAAUCAAACUUUUAACUUUUGAGGAGAAAUCUGCUCGAGUGGAAAAGUGAGGUAAUUUAUUUUAAUGACACCUGGACGUGUCUCAGACGGACAUCUAUGCCUUUUUAAACUGCCGUUACAGUAUGUUAAUGUUUACAUGUGUUUGUUGACAUGUUUGCAUGUUUUUGUUUACAUGUUUACAUGUCAUCCUUCUGUUGCAGUGGGUCUUCUGAAGGUGAGUGGGGGAGGGGGGGUGAUAAGGUGGGAGGGAGGACUUUAUCCUGCGUCACUCCAGAUUAAAACGUUACUCUCCUCUCUUCCCAGGCAGCAGCUGAGCCCCCCCCCCCCACCCCCCAGCUCUCAUGGCCGUGACUGAAGCGUUGUUUUCUCAGCUCAGUGGUAACAUUUUACUCUGCAGCAGCAGCGUUAACGUCCUCUGUUCUCUCUACAGUAGCUUUUCUCUGCUGUCAGACACUUCCUGUUUGUGUGACAGGGUCAAAGGUCAAACCCUGAAACGCUGCGAGGGGUCCCCUGUCACACACCUGGAUCUGCUCAGGUCUUUUAAUUUGAAAAGGCCUUUCGACUUCCUGUUAGGGAUCAUGAUUGACUGCAGCUCCAGUUUGUCUUCUUUGUAAUAAAUUUUUAAAUGCAUAAAGAAGCAACUCAAA
Austrofundulus limnaeus is the source of this 2041-nucleotide messenger RNA. RefSeq names its product insulin-like growth factor I. Gene Ontology annotation, biological process: regulation of protein phosphorylation; cell population proliferation; insulin-like growth factor receptor signaling pathway. The record is from RefSeq and is a predicted model, not a curated record. Gene Ontology annotation, molecular function: insulin-like growth factor receptor binding; hormone activity. NCBI's taxonomy places the organism in Eukaryota, Metazoa, Chordata, Actinopteri, Cyprinodontiformes, Rivulidae. Gene Ontology annotation, cellular component: extracellular region.